UUGUUGAAACACAUUUUCAAAUCUGGUGAAUAACACGAACACCACACCUCACAUCACAAAUUCACAUUCACUCACACAAUCAAAACGCACCAUUUCCUCUCACUCCAAACUAACAAACAAACACGAAUUAACAGAUGAUGCACAGAAACUCGCCUCGCAGAAACUCCCAAACCUGCACCUCCGAUCUCCUCACAUGGCCGGAACUCCCUCCGCCGGUCUCCGCCGCCUCCGUUCCCACCGCCACCACCCACCGCUCUCACCAGCCUUCCGAUCAAAUGAGCGAUGUUCUCCGCCGCGACCAGCUCACCGACGAAGAAGCACAGACUCUAACUAAUACGAAGCCUUGCUCGGAGUAUAAGAUGAAAGAUGUAACUGGAAGUGGUAUAUUUUCUACCAGUGCUGAAGAUACCACACCAGAAGCCGAUUCUGAAAUUUCAAAAAACAAAGCAAGUAUACGCGUAAAUCAGCAAGCAACGAAUUAUGGAAAAAGCCAGAUAUCAUUCUACACUGAAGAAAGCGUUUCUCCUAAGAAACCAGCCUCUAUACCUGAGGUAGCAAAGCAGCGUGAGCUGAGUGGAACGUUCCAUAGCGAAGAACCAGACGCAAAGACUCAGAAGCAAACAACAAGUGCCAAAACCAAGGAGCUCAGCGGAAGUGAUAUAUUUGGCCCUCCUCCAGAAAUUGUGCCUCGUUCAGUGGCUGCUGCGGGCUUUACAGACUCAAGAGAUCGCAUUGACAUGGAAGAAUAUCUUCCACGAAAUGUGCACACAUCUGUGAGAGUUUCUAAUCCUGCUGGUGGCCAAAGUAGUAUCGUGUUUGGUGAUGAACCAGCUCAGAACACAUCAAAGAAAAUACAUGACCAGAAGUUAACGGACCUGACGGGCAAUAAUAUUUUCAAGGAUGACGCUCCUCUAGGAACAGUGGAAAAGCUUCGGAGCAGCGCAAAACUUAGAGAAAUGGCUGGGAGUGACAUAUUUGGUGAUGGAAUAGCAGAAAACAGAGACAAAAUACUAGGUGGCCGCAGACACCAUGGUGGAGGGAGUGACAUAUUUGCUGAUGGUAAGGCAGAAAACAGAGACAAGAUACUAGGUGCCCGUAAACCCCCUGGUGGAGGAAGCAGCAUUUCCCUGACUUGAUGUUUAAAUUUAAAUUCGUCCCCUUUAAUUUCCUUGUUCUGUAAGUUUCCUGAACUGGAUUUCCCUCCUUUUGACUGGAAAUGGAAGGAGCAGUGAAAUGGAUUAUCACUUAUCAGCAUUGUAUAUUCAUGGCAAAACCUCCGAUGCAGUAUAACUAGUUUGUGUUGCUACAAUGAGUGCAAAUGGUUUAUUUAUUUUGAUAUACAAAAUCAUAAGAAAAUUGUUUUUUC
Molecule: messenger RNA, 1366 nt
Organism: Lotus japonicus
Lineage: Eukaryota; Viridiplantae; Streptophyta; Magnoliopsida; Fabales; Fabaceae
Exons: 5
Coding region: 135-1136 (333 amino acids)
Source: RefSeq, a predicted model, not a curated record